GCGCCCCUGAGGGUGAGGACGGACGGCAUGGUCUACGCGUCUCGCCUGCUGGCCUUCAGCAGCGGGCAGAGCCACAUGCCCCGCGCCUCGUCGCGCGCGCCCCUGCAGGACUUCAAUGUGCAGUGCGUCCCCGAGGUGAACUGGCUGCAUGUCGACAAGACCAGUGGAGCUCUUCGAAAGCAGGCCGUGGCCUUCCAGGAUGCCGGCGACGCCGUGCACGACUCGCGGGGCAGCCAGACGGGAGGCCUGUGCCGCGUGACCGCCACCGCCAACGGCACGAGCUACGAGGCCGUGGUGGUGGCCGUGCAGCUGCGGCCCUGGCCGCACCUUUCCUACAGGACGUCCGCGGUGAGCGUGACCCUCGGCGAGACACGGCGCCGCUCCUGA
Molecule: messenger RNA, 387 nt
Organism: Prorocentrum cordatum
Lineage: Eukaryota; Dinophyceae; Prorocentrales; Prorocentraceae
Source: the annotation of a GenBank genome assembly